This is a messenger RNA of Cuculus canorus (common cuckoo), 5830 nucleotides long. It is a transcript of the gene SLC17A8, whose product is annotated as solute carrier family 17 member 8. The coding region runs from base 365 to 2173 and encodes 602 amino acids. Lineage: Eukaryota; Metazoa; Chordata; Aves; Cuculiformes; Cuculidae. The record is from RefSeq and is a predicted model, not a curated record. Gene Ontology annotation, biological process: regulation of synapse structure or activity; neurotransmitter loading into synaptic vesicle; synaptic transmission, glutamatergic. Gene Ontology annotation, molecular function: neurotransmitter transmembrane transporter activity; L-glutamate transmembrane transporter activity. The transcript is spliced from 12 exons. Gene Ontology annotation, cellular component: synaptic vesicle membrane; excitatory synapse.
CCAGCGAGCCAGCCUGAGGUUUGCCCGUGGAGCAGGCAGCUGCUCCAGGGAUACCAGCCCUCAGCAGCAUCUCCAGCUUGCCAGCUGCAGCCUCUGGACUAGCUGCCCUCAUACAGGUACUCGACCUCGCACACACGCACAGCAGAGUGGCUGCAAGUGCAUUGCCGAGUUCCUAAGCGCUUCCAAGGUUGCUUCGCUCCAGAGCUCUUCCCAACUGACUUUCUGGCUCUGGAAGAUUUGGUUUGAUUUUUUUCUUUUUUUUCCAUGCUCCUUUCUUGAGCAACUGGUUGUUAUUGCAGAGGUCACCGAAGGGACUGGCAGAAGCUCCUGUGUCUGGCAUUGGGAAAUAUGACAGCAGAAUUGAAUGGUUGUUAACAUACGGGAUUUACUGAAGAAGAAAGACAAAAUGCCUUUCAAAGGGUUUGGUUCACUGAAGGAAAGAUUUUUUAAUCCGGGAAAGGAAGAGUUGAAGAACACUGUCAGUGACUCGCUGGGGAAUCUGAGAAGGAAAAUUGAUGGCACCAAUGUAGAGGAGGAGGAUCACCUCGAGCUGACGGAAGAGGGCCGUCCCGUGCAGGCGAGCACCCGCAAGCUGGCACCAUGCGACUGCUAUUGCUGCGGGCUGCCCAAGCGCUACAUCAUUGCCAUAAUGAGCGGUCUGGGCUUUUGCAUCUCUUUCGGAAUUAGGUGCAACCUGGGUGUUGCCAUUGUGGAAAUGGUGAACAAUAACACUGUUUAUGUUAAUGGCAAACCAGAGCUACAGAAAGCCCAAUUCAACUGGGAUCCAGAGACAGUGGGACUCAUCCAUGGCUCUUUUUUCUGGGGUUACAUUGUGACACAAAUACCAGGAGGGUUCAUCUCAAACAAAUUGGCUGCUAACAGGGUUUUUGGAGCAGCUAUCUUUCUAACAUCUACACUGAACAUGUUCAUCCCUUCUGCAGCAAGAGUGCAUUAUGGGUGUGUGAUGUUUGUGAGGAUUCUGCAAGGUCUGGUGGAGGGCGUCACGUACCCAGCCUGCCAUGGGAUGUGGAGUAAGUGGGCUCCUCCACUGGAGAGAAGCAGGUUGGCCACCACAUCAUUCUGUGGGUCUUAUGCAGGUGCAGUGGUUGCCAUGCCACUGGCGGGUGUGCUGGUGCAGUAUAUAGGAUGGUCAUCAGUCUUCUAUAUUUAUGGAAUGUUUGGGAUUGUUUGGUACAUGUUCUGGUUGCUUCACGCCUAUGAGAGCCCUGCUGCACAUCCAACAAUAACCAAUGAAGAAAAGAUAUACAUAGAAACAAGUAUUGGAGAAGGAGCCAGCCUAGCUAGCACAAAUAAAUUUAGUACUCCCUGGAAGAGAUUUUUCACUUCGAUGCCAGUUUAUGCAAUCAUUGUGGCGAACUUUUGCAGAAGCUGGACCUUCUAUUUGCUCCUUAUAAGUCAGCCUGCUUACUUUGAAGAAGUCUUUGGGUUUGCAAUAAGCAAGGUUGGCCUUUUGUCAGCAGUUCCUCACAUGGUCAUGACAAUCAUUGUACCCAUUGGAGGGCAGCUAGCUGACUUCUUACGGAGCAGGAAGAUUUUAACCACUACCACUGUAAGGAAGGUCAUGAAUUGUGGAGGCUUUGGGAUGGAAGCAACCUUGCUUUUGGUCGUUGGUUAUUCGCAUACAAAAGGUGUGGCUAUUUCAUUUCUGGUGUUAGCAGUAGGCUUCAGUGGCUUUGCAAUUUCAGGAUUCAACGUGAAUCACUUGGACAUAGCCCCACGUUAUGCCAGUAUUUUGAUGGGGAUUUCCAAUGGCGUGGGGACACUGUCGGGCAUGGUGUGCCCGCUCAUCGUUGGUGCAAUGACGAAACAUAAGACCCGGGAGGAAUGGCAAAACGUCUUUCUGAUUGCAGCCCUGGUGCAUUACAGUGGAGUGAUAUUCUACGCUCUUUUUGCUUCUGGGGAGAAGCAGGAAUGGGCUGACCCUGAAAACCUCAAUGAAGAGAAAUGUGGCAUAAUUGAUCAUGAUGAACUAGCUGAAGAAACAGAGAUGAACAAUGAAACUUUUGUAAGUUCAAAGAAAAUGUAUGGUGCUACCAGUCAAAACAGUGAAGUUCAGAGGAGGGAGUGGAGAAAGCAAAAGCAAGUAACUCAAGACAUGGAAGAAAAGACUUCUUACCACUAUGAAAAUGGAAAUUUUCAAGAUUUGUCAUAGUACUUGAAAUUGUAAGGUUUGUAUAUCAGCUAUUCCUGUACCCCCUUCUGCCUAGCUGUCCCAAAUCGUCUGGUAUCCAUAUUUAUUUUCUUAUUCAAUCAUGUAACAACUGGCCAUAUGGCUAGAUAAAAAGGGUGGUAGUUCCCUUCUAAUAGAAUGAAAGAGCGCUAACAACAAUGGGACUAGGAGAAGUGAUGCUAAAUCUUUGCCUUGGGAGGAGCUCCUAGCCCCCGCUAGGAGACAACCAUCCCUGGCAGGUCUCCUGCCUGGUACAAGCCUAUGACUGUAGGAGCAAGGAGUGCUCCCAUCUUCUCACUUGAAGAGAGAAAGACAUGGUCAUCUCAGAUGACGGAUCCACAGUAAUAUAUGUAAUUACUGGAGCUUCAGUGGCAUCAAAAUCUGCCCUGUGUGGGCCUGCUUUGCCUCUUCAGGAUUCCUGUAUGUUGGCACUUCAGCUGCUUGACGCAUUUCAAACUGCAAACUCAUGCUGAAAGAAAAGUGGUCUUAUUGCAGAAAGCUGUAAUUAACUACUAGUGGUCACUUAACAACAGAAAGUGACAGUCUGCUUUAUAUGCAUAGCCCACAGAAUGUGGAUAAGGCAAUAAAAUGGAUACUUGUAAGAUUUCUCCCCCUCCAAAUAUUUUGUGCUGGCAUGAAAUAAUUUUGAAUACAAAAUCAUGGUUAGUGAUGCAAUAUUAUUAAUCCUUAUGAAAGGAGAUCUUAGUCCUGUUGGAUUAGGUUUCUCACUCAAUUCAUUAUUGUGAAGUAACUUAAAUAUAUUUUUCUAGUAUUAUACUGAUAGAAUUCCUAGCCUCAACUCCAACAGUACUCACCUAGGUGAACGAGCUUACUUACACAAGUAACAUCUUUAGUUACGGAUCUGUACCUUCUCAAUGCCUCACUCUUGCUGUUGCUACAAAUGAAAUGUUGUACCAUUUGACAGAUAAUGGAGUAUCUAUGUCUGAAAGUAAUUUGCUUUUGCCAUCAGUAUGUUUGACAGCAUAAAGUGGUUUUAGCCUUUUUCUACCAUUUUUAGAAUCAAACAGUGGAGCAUGCUGUAUCAUCUCUACGCAGUUAGCUGCAACUCGGAGACUCACUGUGGCAUUAAUAUUCUUUUCAGAAUGGAGAAUUUCAGAAAGCUGUGAUUUAAUUCGUCUUUUAUGAUAAUUACUGCUUCAUUAAAUUCAAGUGAAAGCUAUCCUCUCUAGACUAUGAUGUGCUUUGUGAUGUUUCAAUAGUAUUGUUCUCAUGUGCCAUAUAUAGCCACUCUGAUGCACACAAUAUUUGAACAUUUCCAAUAUGCAUUUUGCUAUUUUCAAGUGCAAUUGAAUACCAUGUGUGGAAUUACACUUGUACAUUUAUUUGAACCCAUGGAUGAUUUAUCUUCCCUACAAAUGUAAUUAAACAAAGAGACCAGGAAAGUUAGCUAAUUCUCUUCUCAUGUCUGAUUCCUUUUCUACUCAGCGAAACCCAACCUACAACUGUAUACAGAAGGAAGUAAAGUAAGGUGAAUGGAUGCAUGCCUAAUUUGACUCCAGUGAGGAUUAUUUAAUUGGUAUCAGCAGAUGACUUAAUAGUAUGGGUAUUGUUACGGUAUAGCUCAAUCCUACCUUGACACAUUGCAGUUUAUUAAUAAGCCACUCAAAAAAAGUCUUAAAAGUUUGUUUCUUCUAAAGUUUCAUUUAGUCUAGAGUUGCUUACUUCACUACUGAUUUUUAGAACAGGCAUAAGAAAAUGUCUUUCUUGCAGGUUAUAGUCAACAUUUAAGGUUUUAUGUGGCAGGAGCUUCAGUCAAAUGUUCUCACCAGUCUGUCAGAAAAGCUGGACCAACUGCUGUCAAACUAUUUUGCAAUAUCCACCACACCUUUUGAAAAAAAAGAGGGGUACUUUUCAUAUGUGCAAACCAAACAGCUUCUUCUCCCUCUCCAACCAUGUAGCACACAUAUAGUUAGUACAGGAUCUCUUAAUAGGGAAAAUAGUGUUAUGAAAGGAUUGAAUAUAAUAAUCUCUAUAAGUAUAAUCUGGCAGUAAGGAAAGAGUAAGAGAAUCAACUGGCCUUAGUAAAGAGAAGACCAAACAACAGACUGUUGUAGAAACAGUACUGAUUUCUGAGAAGAAGCAUAAUUUUUCCAGUAAUGAUAAAGAGUAAUUUUCCUGUUUUGCUAAGAGGAACACAAAGGGGGUGAAUGUUGUUGUUAUGACAAAGAAGUACAAACAUUCUGAAAGUCUGGGAAAUGGCUAACUAGCACAUGAGAGCUCGGACGCCUCUCUGGUGAAUGUAGCUGAUAUUUCUUACAGUUACAGAUAUGUGCCACAACUGUCGCAAGUGAUUCAUGGUACAGGGAGGAGCUCCGUUUACUGUGAUCUCUUUGUAUCCUAAGACAGUCAGCAUUGAUUUAGUUCAAUGGAAGCUUGACUUCAAAGGACAUCUGAACAGUAUUUAAUAUCCUGAAAGAAAUGGUUUAAAAACAUACAGACAAGCUUUUGUACUUAAAUAGGCACUUUCUUUCUGUUCUAAAUUUACCUGCUUCCAGAGGCAGACCAUCUUCUCUGACCAAUUGAACUUAUGUACAGAUCACAGUGCUUUUCCAGGCAGACAUUUGGGCUGCCUUUCUCCCUUUCGUUCUCAUGUGUUUGAAUUGUUGGGGUGCAUUGUAUGAAGUGUAAACACCAGCACUUGUUGGAAGUUAGUUUUCUUUCUUGGAAAUCUUUGUUACUUACAGUGGCUUCUACAACACUGCAUGACCAAGAAUAAAGCCAAUUUACCGGGAUCAAACAGGCUUUGUAAUUCCAGUUUCACUGGAUGUCUCCAUCUGCAACAUGCUCCAACAACCUUUUGUUGUGGGAUCUAAGAAAGCACAGUCAACAAGGUGUUGCUUCUAACACUGUCUUCUUAAAAUAUGUUAGAAUUUGGAACAUUUAAAUAGUCAGAAAUAGCCAGCACAUCCCAACCUGACCCCAAAAGAGUCACGGCUCUAGUGCUAGUGGAUGUGAAUAACUCAAAUGAUAAUUUCUCAAGAGAAAUAUUACCUUGAUUCAGCUUAAUGUAUUGCAUUAUUCACAUAUUUUUCUGUCUCAUGUGCAAAAUAACUUUUGCGUAUUUUCAAAUAUGAGACAGUUUGAUUUGAAAACGUCUUUCUGAUUGCAGAAUGAAGCAAAAUUUGGAUUAUAUUGGAAAGAAGAUUAUAAGCAAGCUUGAGGAAGAUUCAGCUUUCAUAAUGUGAAAUGGUGGAAUAGAUAGACCACAGAAUAUUAAUUUAAGUUUGAGGAGAGAAAAAAGUAGGACUGCUAAGCAGUAGGUAUAUGUUGUUAUCCACUGAUCUUUGCUAGCAAAGAAAGCAGCAAUUUUUAUUUCUUUGAGACCUGAUGUUUUCUGGGCACUACUAGCAGAAGCUUAAUGGUAAUUACUACUCCUCUUAUAUUUAUGUAAGUGCUAAACAAAAUGUUCCUUGUAAUGAGAAAGGAAAAAUUAAUGACAGAAACAAUGAAAAUUCAGCUGAGUAGAAACUUAACCAGGGAAAUAAUCAGUCCAAAAGAACAUACAGACUUUGGGUAAAAAAUAUAACAAGGGCAUCCAGAUGUUAACAAAGUGCCAGGAGGAGUCUCAUGUGUGUAACAUAAUUAAUUUGAAAGUAGCAAGGCAAAAAAUUAAUUCAA